GCCACAUUGUUGCACGAAACUCCAGCGCAAGAGUCCCGGGCCGCCGCUAGCACCAGCGUGUCACCGAGCCGAGAAGAUCCGCGGGCGAGACCAGCGCGCGUGUGAGCCGGAGAGGUCCUGUCGCCCUAGUGGAGCCAAGCUGCUAUUCUUCUCAAGUUGAGCCUUAGUGAUUCUGUGGCUGAAGUUAGUACCUUGACAGUGGGGCACGUCGCUGGGAGUGAUUCUUGGUCCUUCAGCAGUUGUGACUAUCAAAACCUGUUUAUAGAGACCCGAAACCCUCCAGCUGGGCGCGCCAUCGUGUGCCUUCUUUGUGUACCUCCCGGACUCACCGCUCCCGACCGGGCCUCCAAGCCCGGGUACAAAGCGGUCAGACCGCGCCGCCCUCCUCCCUCGCACGCGCUCCAGCCUCGGUUUCCCAGCUCGGCGCCGUCGGGCCGCGGCAGGAUGAUCGCCUCGCAUCUGCUCGCCUACUUCUUUACGGAGCUCAACCAUGACCAAGUGCAGAAGGUUGACCAGUAUCUCUACCACAUGCGUCUUUCUGAUGAGACCCUUCUGGAGAUUGCUAAGCGGUUCCGCAAGGAGAUGGAGAAAGGGCUUGGAGUUACCACCCACCCCACUGCUUCAGUAAAAAUGCUGCCUACCUUUGUGAGGUCUACUCCAGAUGGGACAGAACAUGGAGAAUUCCUGGCUCUGGACCUUGGAGGGACCAACUUCCGUGUGCUUUGGGUGAAAGUAACAGACAAUGGACUCCAGAAGGUUGAGAUGGAGAACCAGAUCUACGCCAUUCCCGAGGACAUCAUGCGAGGCAGUGGCACCCAGCUAUUUGACCACAUUGCUGAAUGCCUGGCCAACUUCAUGGAUAAGCUACAAAUCAAAGACAAGAAGCUCCCUUUGGGUUUUACCUUCUCAUUCCCCUGUCUCCAAACAAAACUAGACGAGAGUUUCCUGGUCUCAUGGACCAAGGGGUUCAAGUCCAGUGGUGUGGAAGGGAAAGAUGUGGUUACUCUGAUCCGGAAAGCCAUCCAGAGGAGAGGGGACUUUGAUAUUGACAUUGUGGCAGUGGUGAAUGACACAGUUGGGACCAUGAUGACCUGUGGUUAUGAUGACCAGAACUGCGAGAUUGGUCUCAUUGUGGGCACAGGCAGCAAUGCUUGCUACAUGGAAGAGAUGCGCCACAUCGACAUGGUGGAGGGUGAUGAGGGCCGUAUGUGUAUCAACAUGGAGUGGGGAGCCUUUGGGGAUGACGGCGCGCUUGACGACAUCCGCACGGAGUUUGACCAGGAGAUCGACAUGGGCUCUCUGAACCCCGGGAAGCAACUAUUUGAGAAGAUGAUCAGUGGAAUGUAUAUGGGGGAGCUGGUGAGGCUUAUCCUAGUGAGGAUGGCCAAGGAGGAGCUGCUUUUUGGGGGGAAGCUCAGCCCUGAACUCCUCGCCACGGGCCACUUUGAGACCAAAGAUGUUUCAGAUAUUGAAGGGGAGAAGGAUGGCAUCCGGAAGGCCCGUGAGAUCCUGGUGCGGCUGGGCCUGGACCCGACACAGGAGGACUGUGUGGCCACUCACCGGGUCUGCCAGAUCGUGUCCACACGCUCAGCCAGCCUGUGUGCGGCUACGCUGGCAGCUGUACUGCGGCGCAUCAAGGAGAACAAGGGCGAGGAGCGGCUGCGCUCCACCAUUGGGGUGGACGGCUCUGUCUACAAGAAGCAUCCCCAUUUUGCCAAGCGUCUUCACAAGACCGUGCGGCGCCUGGUGCCUGACUGUGACAUCCGGUUCCUCCGCUCUGAGGAUGGCAGUGGCAAGGGGGCAGCCAUGGUGACAGCAGUGGCCUACCGGCUGGCCGAUCAACACCGAGCCCGCCAGAAGACCCUGGAGCCUCUGAAGCUGAGCCGUGAGCAGCUGCUGGAGGUCAAGAGGAGGAUGAAGGUAGAAAUGGAGCGAGGUCUGAGCAAGGAGACUCACACCAUUGCCCCCGUCAAGAUGCUGCCCACCUAUGUGUGUGCCACCCCUGAUGGCACAGAGAAAGGUGACUUCCUGGCCUUGGACCUUGGGGGUACCAAUUUCCGGGUCCUGCUGGUGCGCGUGCGGAAUGGGAAGCGACGUGGAGUGGAGAUGCACAACAAGAUCUACUCUAUCCCGCGGGAGGUCAUGCAUGGCACAGGGGAUGAGCUCUUUGACCACAUCGUCCAGUGCAUUGCCGACUUCCUUGAGUACAUGGGCAUGAAGGGCGUGUCCCUGCCUCUGGGUUUCACCUUCUCAUUCCCCUGCCAGCAGAACAGCCUGGACGAGAGCAUCCUCCUCAAGUGGACUAAAGGCUUCAAGGCAUCUGGCUGCGAGGGCGAGGACGUGGUUACACUGCUGAAGGAAGCCAUCCACCGGCGAGAGGAGUUUGACCUGGAUGUGGUUGCUGUGGUGAAUGACACAGUUGGGACUAUGAUGACCUGUGGCUAUGAAGACCCUCACUGUGAAGUUGGCCUCAUUGUUGGCACGGGCAGCAAUGCCUGCUACAUGGAGGAGAUGCGGAAUGUCGAGCUGGUGGAAGGGGAAGAGGGCCGGAUGUGUGUCAACAUGGAGUGGGGGGCCUUCGGGGACAAUGGAUGCCUAGAUGACUUCCGCACAGAAUUUGAUGCAGCUGUGGAUGAACUUUCCCUCAACCCUGGCAAACAGAGGUUCGAGAAAAUGAUCAGUGGCAUGUACUUGGGCGAAAUUGUUCGUAACAUCCUCAUCGAUUUCACCAAACAUGGGCUGCUCUUCCGUGGCCGCAUCUCAGAGCGGCUCAAGACACGGGGAAUCUUUGAAACCAAGUUCCUGUCUCAGAUUGAGAGUGACUGCCUGGCCCUGCUGCAGGUCCGCGCCAUUCUGCACCACUUAGGGCUCGAGAGCACCUGUGAUGACAGCAUCAUUGUCAAGGAGGUGUGCACUGUGGUGGCGCGGCGGGCAGCCCAGCUCUGUGGUGCAGGCAUGGCCGCCGUGGUGGACAAAAUACGAGAGAACCGUGGGCUGGACACCCUCAAAGUGACAGUGGGCGUGGACGGGACCCUCUACAAGCUACAUCCUCACUUUGCCAAAGUCAUGCAUGAGACGGUGAAGGACUUGGCUCCAAAAUGUGAUGUGUCCUUCCUGGAGUCGGAGGAUGGCAGCGGGAAGGGGGCGGCUCUCAUCACUGCUGUGGCCUGCCGCAUCCGAGAGGCUGGACAGCGGUAGAGCCCUGAAAUUGGAAGGACUUCCUCUGGUUUCCCCUCUUUCCUGCUUUAAAUUAUAAGUUGAUCCCCUUGUGUCAGAGACAGACCCCUUGGCUUUUCCUUGGCAGAGAGGAACUUAUUGGACUGGGUUUUGUCUCUGUCUACUCACUGUAGAGUUUGGUACCCAAGGCUUAGCCCUCCUGAGAUAAAUACAAUUUGAAGUAAGGAUUUGUUCACACUUGUCACAACCAUUACCAUUGGUUCUCUUAAAA
This is a messenger RNA of Kogia breviceps (pygmy sperm whale), 3448 nucleotides long. RefSeq names its product hexokinase 2 (gene HK2). Gene Ontology annotation, cellular component: mitochondrion; cytosol. Gene Ontology annotation, biological process: intracellular glucose homeostasis; glucose metabolic process; glycolytic process. Lineage: Eukaryota; Metazoa; Chordata; Mammalia; Artiodactyla; Physeteridae. The record is from RefSeq and is a predicted model, not a curated record. Gene Ontology annotation, molecular function: fructokinase activity; D-glucose binding; glucokinase activity.